AUGGAGAGGGUUAAAGAAACGAAAAUUUUCUGCAAGAUUCGUGACAACAUGACCGACCCGCAUAAGGUAUACUGCGAUCUAGUGAUGAAUCUGAACUCGUGGGGUCAUUACGCACUCGGCAUGAAUAUUCUGGAUUUGAAUUGCUCAUUCGUAAAUCCUCGCUAUAUUUUUCUUUUAUUCAUAAUGGUCAGUUUCCUUUACGCGGACUUGGAAUCGUCGAUGUUGGCAGCGGAUUUGGAGGGAUUCGUGUUUAACAUUGCAAUGCUCGGUUUUGGCUUGCAAGGAUUCGCAAAAUUUGACGCGUACGUCUACCGGAAGAGGGAUAUGUAUGAGGUGUUCCACAUAACAACCGAUAUUUUGAUCAAACAUAAGAAAACGGAAAGGUUGAAUCGGAUUAUGAUCGACUGCAUGUCUUUUAAUACUAUGCUUUGGACAUUCUACAAGGUUCUUUACAUAGUAGUGUUUAUAGUGUUGUGCACGUUUGGAACAUUGCUAACCGUGUACAGUGGUGAAUUGCAGUUAUCAUUUGGGUUUCAGUUUUCAUUUAUUGAUACUACCAACAAGUCUGGAUAUGUUGUGACCUACCUUUAUCAAGUUACCUGCAUUUUUAUGCUAGUCGUCAGCUCAUAUUGCAAUGAUAUGUUGUUAAUGGUGAUAUAUAUCAAUGCGUUGUCCAUGUUUGACUGCAUCAUCAGUGAUCUGAAAGAACUCACAAAACUUUCAAAGCUGGAGAAAACACCCGCCAAUAAAUGCGCGAUGACAGAUCAAAUAAAGUCAGUAAUUAAGCAACAUAAGGAUGUUUCAGAUUAUCUCAAUCAAUCCAAUAAAGUUUUCAGUUUAUAUUUUUUCAUGAGCCUCACAUGUCUUACUGCUGCUAUUGCAGUUUUAAUGAUUGUAUUAGUGUGGGCUCACUGGUAUGCAGCAAUAUUUUUGAGCGUGCUUACAUCGUUUCAGAUUCUUGUUUUAUGCCUGCUGGGAACUUUACUUUUAAUGAAGGAGGAGGAAUUGAUUCGGGAAGUGUACAAUGUCACUUGGUAUGAUCUGACCAUUCCGGACCAGCAUUUGUUACGUUUGAUGCUCUUGAUGUCGCAGCACGCCAAAGGAAUUUCGUACCGCUUUGGUGUGAUGAACAUAGAAACAUAUGUGAAGAGCCAUAAGCUGAUUUAUAGUCUGUUCACUAUGCUGGUCACCACCCAGAAAUAAGGAGUAUAGCGUUUUUUGCUAGUAGCAUUGUAAUAUUCGUCAUGUUUGUUAGUUCACUCAGCAGCACAAGCUCACGAAAUGUGAUUGAUCUCAUGCCUUUCCAGCAUGGACGGGAUAAA
This is a messenger RNA of Wyeomyia smithii (pitcher-plant mosquito), 1322 nucleotides long. Its product is annotated as putative odorant receptor 83c. The record is from RefSeq and is a predicted model, not a curated record. Gene Ontology annotation, biological process: detection of chemical stimulus involved in sensory perception of smell; sensory perception of smell. NCBI's taxonomy places the organism in Eukaryota, Metazoa, Arthropoda, Insecta, Diptera, Culicidae. Gene Ontology annotation, molecular function: olfactory receptor activity; odorant binding. Gene Ontology annotation, cellular component: plasma membrane. Bases 1 to 1203 code for a protein of 400 amino acids. The transcript is spliced from 5 exons.